Ceratosolen solmsi marchali is the source of this 855-nucleotide messenger RNA. RefSeq names its product dehydrogenase/reductase SDR family member 4. The coding region runs from base 54 to 815 and encodes 253 amino acids. Gene Ontology annotation, molecular function: oxidoreductase activity. Lineage: Eukaryota; Metazoa; Arthropoda; Insecta; Hymenoptera; Agaonidae. The transcript has 3 exons. The record is from RefSeq and is a predicted model, not a curated record.
AUAUAUUUUUUUAUUCAAAAUAGAUUAUUUGAAAGAAGAACAAAAGUAAUAUAAUGUCAUUUGUGGGGAAAGUUGUUUUAAUCACAGGUGCUAGUUCUGGCAUUGGUGCAACAACAGCUGUGUAUUUUUCACAAUUAGGUGCUUUACUUUCCCUUCAUGGACGCAAUAUUCAGAAUUUGCAAAAAGUUGUUGAACAAUGCAAAGAACCUAAGCCAUAUAUUGUUACUGGUGAGAUGACCAAUGAAAUUGAUGUGAAAAAUAUUCUUGAUUUUACUAUACAAAAAUAUGGUAAACUUGAUGUUUUGAUAAAUAAUGCUGGAAUUUUGGAGUCAGGUACUAUCCAGAAUACUAGCUUAGAACAAUAUAAUAGAAUUUUCGAUGUUAAUGUCAAAUCUAUUUAUUAUUUAACAAUGUUGGCUGUACCAUAUUUAAUAAAAACUAAAGGAAAUAUAGUAAAUGUAUCAAGCGUAGCAGGAACUAGAGCUUUCCCUGGAGUUUUAUCUUAUUGUAUGAGUAAAUCUGCAAUUGAUCAAUUUACUCGAUGUGUUGCAUUAGAAUUAGCUGAUAAACAAGUACGUGUAAAUGCUGUAAAUCCAGGUGUAAUUAUAACAAAUUUGCAUAGAAAUAGUGGUAUGAAUGAAGAAAAAUUAAAAGCAUUCUUUGAUCAUAGUAAAACUACCCAUGCACUUGGACGUCCUGGAAGUUCAGAUGAAGUAGCUAAAACAAUUGUAUUUUUAGCUAGUGACGAUGCUAGUUUCAUUACUGGUCAAACUUUAGCUGUUGAUGGUGGCCGAAGUGUUAUGUGUCCACGUUAAGAAAUUAUAACAAUAUUUUUAAUAAAAAUGAAUUAUCAAU